UGUGCCAGCCUCUUCCUGUAUACUGUGGGCCUGGACUGCUAGCACUGCACGCUGAGCUUCACUCAUAAAACCCGGCAUGGUGCUGCACACAAAGACCAAAUAUUUUUAUUGAUUUAAAGAUGUCAAGUGAAAAUCCAUCAAGUACCUUGCAAGGUGAUAAUAUUCCGAUGUCUACAUCUUCUCGGACCACUUCCUUAGCAGAAAAUGACAUGCUGCAAAAGCUGCAUCUCUCCUCACAAGAAGUGUUGGUUGCCGCCCAAAAGAAAGGCAGAUCAAAAUGUCCGAAAUGUAACAGCUCUAGAAUGUUCUACUGUUACACCUGCUAUGUGCCAGUAGAAAGUGUCCCUAUAGGUGACAUUCCAUGUGUAAAGCUGCCACUAAAAAUUGAUAUUAUUAAACAUCCUAAUGAAACCGAUGGAAAGAGCACAGCUAUACAUGCAAAACUACUGGCAUAUGAUGCAGUUACAAUUCAUACAUUCCCCUGCAUUCCAGAUUACUAUGACCAAAAGGAUGAAAUAAUUCUAGUUUUUCCAGGUAAAAAUUCUGUUUCCAUAAAAGAAAGCCUUUUAUUACUGAAUAAUUGUGAAGAUAAAAAGAAGGAAUCUUCUUGUGAGCCACCUUCCAAAUGCCUAAAAUUAAGCCAAGAUAAUUACAAAAGUGAAAAACAAGACAAAAAUGACAAAGUCAAGUUAAACUGUUUGAAGAAGGUUGUAUUUAUUGAUAGCACAUGGAACCAAACAAACAAAAUAAUCGCUGAUGAACGACUUCAAGGGCUGGUUACAGUAGAAUUGUCUGAAAGGAAGACUUGCUUUUGGCGUCAUCAAAAAGGAUCUCCGGAAACAUACCUUUCAACAAUCGAAGCUAUUUAUUUCUUCAUGGUAGACUAUCACACUCAUAUUCUAGAAGAGGAUUAUCAAGGAGAAUACGAUAAUCUUCUCUUCUUCUUCACAUUCAUGUACAGACUAAUUAAGGAUGCCAAGCAUUCGGCUGGAAAAAUUUAAUACAAGUCAUUAUGUUUCAGAAAUGUAAAAAAAAAGUGAAGAAUCGUCUUCUCUAAGUUUGAGAAAAUGUUUUACAAUUCAUGUUAAACUUAAUCACAUUUAUUUAAUAAACC
This is a messenger RNA of Pelobates fuscus (common spadefoot toad), 1114 nucleotides long. RefSeq names its product DTW domain containing 1 (gene DTWD1). The record is from RefSeq and is a predicted model, not a curated record. The transcript is spliced from 5 exons. NCBI's taxonomy places the organism in Eukaryota, Metazoa, Chordata, Amphibia, Anura, Pelobatidae. Gene Ontology annotation, cellular component: nucleus. Gene Ontology annotation, molecular function: tRNA-uridine aminocarboxypropyltransferase activity. Bases 120 to 1001 code for a protein of 293 amino acids. Gene Ontology annotation, biological process: tRNA modification.